This is a messenger RNA of Diaporthe citri, 606 nucleotides long. RefSeq lists its product as uncharacterized. The transcript has 2 exons. NCBI's taxonomy places the organism in Eukaryota, Fungi, Ascomycota, Sordariomycetes, Diaporthales, Diaporthaceae. The record is from RefSeq and is a predicted model, not a curated record. Bases 1 to 606 code for a protein of 201 amino acids.
AUGGCCUUAUCACACCUACCACUUUGGGGCAUCCAUAUCGAGACACAUAAACAGCUCCGUAAGCGCUUGCGCCCGGGGUGGCGCACGGCAUGUGCGAGUGCGACCGGGGAGCACUGGCUCAGGAGCAACCUGGACAGGCUGGCUCUCACCUUUGGCCGGCCAGUCCUGGGCAUUCACAACUCAACCUACGGGAUCGUCUUUGACCUGCUCGAGUGCAUAGUUCAGCGCACAUUCGGCUACGCCACAAAGGACAUACGCCGGUGCUACGUGGAGGUGAAAAAGGCGCUGUCCGACGAGAAGAACACCAAGGUCGUCUUCAUCCUGCACUCCCAGGGCGGAAUCGAGGGCGGCGCCAUCAUCGACUGGCUGCUUCAGGAGCUCCCCCAGAACCUGCUGUCCAAGCUUGAGGUCUAUACUUUUGGCAACGCGGCGAACCACUUCAACAACCCCUUCCGCAGCGCGGCUGCCGAGGCAGAGGCAGACAAGAAGCCCCUCGCCGCAGCGGUCGACGCAGCCCUGGGCACGACGGCAGGAGCAGCACAGCCAGUUUCGAAACCGGCCGAAGGGGUAAAGCCUCAGGAGGCAAGGAAGAACGACCCCCACUGA